CGCUCUCCUCCUCCUCUCCUCCGCUCUUUCACCACCUCCUCCUCGUACUCCCCACCACCACCGUCUUCUCUCCUCUCUCCUACCCGCACCGAUAACCCUUACCACCAAGUCACUGCUUUUGUUUCAAACACACCAGUCGCGUACUCUUUUUUGUGUGUGUGUGUAACUGCUCGUGUCGCCGGCGGCCCGUGGGUGUGUGGGUGGGUAGGUGUUCGCUGGUUGUUGGUUGCAUCGUAGCGGCGGUGGUGAAUAUUUCACACGUACAUUUUGUUUUCCCCCCGCUCUUGUUUUCACUCAAAAAGUCCACGCGUUGCGCGUGCGGCCUGGGAGUUGGGAACCGCGCUCCUCACAACCUCUUCGCCUCACCACCACACACACACACCCCGCCUAGUAUAGGCCCCGGGGAAGCGGCGGCGAUAAGAGAUAGCGACACAACUAACGACAGUAUACGUGGGUGUACGCGAAGGGCCACGGGAGUUAAUGUGGCUCGCAACGCGACGGACGAGGCCGUGAGCGAUACGCGAGAAAUUUCACGCGACCAGUUUGCCGCGUUAUAAGCGGCAGCAGCAACUACUACUCGACUCGACGUCGGCGUUAACGUACAUCGCGUAAUUAAACUAGAAAUACCACGAAACAGCAUUGAUUACAAAUACAGAGUACAUAAAUAAACACAUGAACAGGAUACAGCUGAUAAACGAUUAUGCCUACACUGUAAGCGACAAAUACUACUAAACUAUACCAACAGCAAAUAUAAGUCGUCUUGGUUCUUUCGGUGAAUUCCUGCAGUCACGAAAGCUUUAAAUCGAAAUAUAAGCAUUAACAUAGACUACACACACAAGCAUAAACAUUAGUAACAGUAUUAACACGUAUUAAAAGCAUACGUAAUACCACCACUACAUUAACACACGUAAACAUCGUCAACAAACCAUCGCAAAAUAAACCCAAUUAAUCUAAACAACGACGGCAAUUUAACCUACAAAACAUACCUCGAACAACAAUCCAGCAAUAGAAAGGGGAGUGCGAGAGAAAGACGUUGACAUCAGCAGCAGCAACUUAAAGCGGCGAGCAGCAAGAAUAUAAACAUCGACGCAAUUGAGGCAAACGUAAACAACAACAACAACAGCAGCACAAGCAAGACAUCAUCCGCUGCUGACUAAAGAGGAGUUCUCGCCGUCUGUCGACGGAGGGGGAUGAUCGAGUAGCUGCCCCGACUCCCGCACGCCGUGCAGUUCCCACAGCAGCCAUGUUUUGGAAGUUCGACCUGCACACGUCGUCGCAGGUGGACACAUUGCUAGAGCGCGACGACGUCACCCUGCAGGAGCUGCUGGACGAGGAGGAGGUGCUGCAGGAGUGCAAGGCGCAGAACCGCAAGCUGCUCGAUUUCCUGCUGCGGCCCGACACCAUGCUCGAGCUGGUGCGCCUCAUCACGCACGAGCCACCCGGGGACAUCGAGGAGCGCCUGCGUUUCAAGCACCCAAAUGUGGCGAGUGAAAUCCUGACGGCUGACGUGAUGCAGAUAAAUGACCGUCUGGUGGAGGAACCCUUGAUGAGCCAGAUCUAUGCCUUUCUGGAGCAGGAGAGCCCCCUUAACCCUCUACUGGCCAGCUUCUUUAGCAAGGUCUUAGGCGUCCUCAUCACCCGCAAGACCGAACAGAUACUGGAUUUCCUGCGGAAGAAAAACGACUUUGUGUCCCUUCUGCUGAAGCACAUUGGCACAUCGGCCAUUAUGGAUCUGCUGCUGCGGCUUCUGGCAUGUGUUGACUCACCCGAGCUUCGGAAGGAUCUUUUUAAUUGGUUAAACGAAGAGAAGCUGGUCAAUCGGUUGAUCGAGGUUAUCCACCCUUCACAGGAUGACGAGAGGCAUUCAAAUGCAUCGCAGUCACUGUGUGAUAUUAUUCGGCUGAGCCGCGAGCAAGCAGGUUCGGAUGGAGAAGACCCAGAACCAUUGCUCGCCACGCUGGAAAAGCAAGAGACCGUUGAACAGCUGUUAAACACCAUGUUGGAUGGAGAGAUGAAUGAGACUGCCCUGGUCAGUGGCAUACAGGUGCUGCUCACAUUGUUGGAAACACGCCGCCCAGGGUACCCAGAAGAGAUGUUUGGAGGCAUCAUGUGCAGGGCCGAAGGGUUAGACAUGUUUCCAAAUGCAUUGGAGCAAUCGUCUCCUGCAGUUAACCGCUCGGUCUUGCUGGGCAUCAAGCCCAAACUCAGCGAUCUCCACCAGCUGCUGCUACAGCCACCCAAGAAGGCUGCCAUGAUAACUACUGCUGGCUCUCUGGAUCCUCCACUGGGUAACACCCGCCUGCAUGUGGUGAAGCUUCUGGCUGCGAUUCUGCAGAGCAACGUGUCCAGCAUCAAUGUAGAGCUAAUGGAACUUGACACGAUCAACGUACUGUUGGACCUGUUCUUCCAGUAUGUGUGGAACAACUUCCUACACCUGCAGGUGGAGCAGUGCCUGACGGCCGUGCUGAGUCGUCCCGUGAUGACCCCACCACCACCACCCGUCCAGGAGGAGGCUUCUGAGAGCCAGGGGCCUGAAGCUGAUCCCACGGAAAACGCAAAGGCGGACAGCUCACUCAUUGCGCACCUCUUCCAAAACUGCAGGCUAGUUGAGAGAACACUAGACGCCUGGGAAAGCAACAGCAAAGAACAGGCAAACGGAGGAAGGCGGCGUGGUUACAUGGGCCACCUGGCGCGAGUAGCCAACUGCCUCGUACAAAAUUCUGGGAAAGGCCCCAACCAAGAGCUCGUACAGGAGCAGCUGAAGGGUCUACCAGAUAUGUACAGAGAAAAGUGGGAGGGCUUCAUUGAAGGACCACUUGCGGAAAUGAAUAAGAGAAAUACCACGGACCUGGUCAGUACUCCAGUACUCCAUUCAUCGGAGGAUGAGGAUGAGUCCGACUUGAGGAACAUAGGUUUUCCAUCAGAAUUUGCUGUGCAGCAGACCUUUUAUGAUUACCAGAUGCAGCAGAUGACUUCCAACUUUGUUGAUCAGUUUGGCUUCAAUGAAGAUGAAUUUGCUGGGCAGGAGGACAGAGUCAAUACUUCCUUCGACAGAAUUUCCGACCUCAGUUUUGAUCCGGUUUUGAACCCAUACGGAUCAGGCAGUGGUGAAUCUCGGCGGCGUUUUGAAGAUAGCGGCUCGGAUGAAGAGGAAGAUAUCUGGGAAGAUAAGGAGACCUUUUACCAGACGGCAGUUCUGGCCAGACAAAGCAGCACGCCGGGUAAAAGUGACGGCGAUGGAGAAGAGAGCGAAGGCAGCUCGGACUCUGAGGAGGGCGACGGAGGAUCCGGGGACGUGUUCCACUCACCGGAGAAACCGGCGCCGGCAGCAACAAACUCGUAUGAGAAGAUGGAAGUAGAUCCGGCCGCCACGGAUGUGGAAGAUGUCGCAAUGGAGACGGGUGAGACUACCACACCGCCGGUUGCCAUGGAAAUCAAUGACUGCACGUCACAACCUCCGGUUGCCAUGGAGAUGCAAGAGCCCUCAGCCCUGCUACCACUCGGAGCCAGCGUCGUACAGCCCAUGGAGGCGGCGAGUGAAGAGCGAAGCAACCCCCCCCAGGGCUGUUCCAUCGCAGCAGCAGCAGCAGCACCUGCCCAAGUCGAGGAUGCAAUUCAGUCGCCUACGGCAAUGGAGACAGGGGCAGAGCCUGAGGAGCACAAUGAAAGCCAACCUAAUCUACCGGAACCAGCAGUACACGCAGAGCCGGCGCCUCUGAAGUCUCCCAAAAAACCACAGGACAAAGAGCAGCCUUCCACCCAUGCAGACCCUGCCAAAACCACCCUGGUGGCAGACGCCACCCGUCCGUCACAGCACAAGGCAGACGACCCGGCCAAGGAGGGCGUGUCGCCUACGACCGGCCUAGCAUCAGCGAGCGCUGCAGGGACACCCAGCGAGGGGGCGGCGCUGGCGGUCAACCCCGUUGCAGCUGCCUCUACGCCGCAGUGUGCAGAAAACUCACCUGUCAAGACCUUGACUGAAGUUGACCAACAGUGUAGGCCGAGUCCAGCCGUUUCUGCAAACCCCAAGUCUACCAGACUGAUCAGUGUCACCUGUAGCUGUUCCCCAUCAUCAUUGCAAACUCGUCAAGCCAGCUGUCCUGCUGUUACACCUGCCAUGCCUAUUGCAGCUGAUAAAUCCACCGCUUCGGAAGGUGGAUGUUUGGCCAGCCAGCCUGACAUCAGCCCGAUCAGCAGCCCGAAGAUGAGUCCGUCCACUUGCACUGAAGCAGAAUCUGCGGCCAAAGUGGAAGCCGAUGGUCGAUUGCCUGCACUGGCAAAUGGGCCAAUGCAGGAAGGUUGCUCGGCAACAGAAACAAAGCCACCUGUUCAGCUUCUUACAGUCACUGAUGCUACAGUGAAUGGCCCAUUGUGACCUACGCUCUGAGUCACAGUUCCCGACCGAUGAGUUGAGUUCAGCAGCUGGCGUUGGGCUGCGCGACACCUCAGCCAGGUAGCACACUUAUGGCUUGAGUAUCUUGUUAUAAAAAAAAAAAAACAUUGCCUACAAGAGGGAAAAUGUCCUGGUUUUAAAAUGCACAAUUGCAUGAAUUAUUAAAGUACGGUGGCGUAUUGACGCCAAUGAGUGCAAAAGCGUUGGGGAGGGCUCGAGAGGUAUAAGUGUUAGUAAAUCGGUGUGCAGAUCUUAUCGGAUCUUCUUCCUUCUGCCCAAAUUCUUAUGCUGCUAUUUCGUUGAGGUUCAUUUAGAAUUACACUGGCAGUAUGCUAACAAUGUACAAAUUGCAAUUGUCAAAUAUAAAGCCUCAAAAGCUUCCCUCUUGGCUUCUGGAGCUAUUUUUCGACACUUAGCAAUAUGUAGCAGUUGGUGAAUUUCUUCAUUGUACUUUAUUGUAAGUACUGCUUUUUAACAAGCCAAUGCAAUGUUAAACCUUACUUUGUCAAUGAUUCAGCGCAGCAGUCCCAAAUCGACAUUUAUCUAUACAGCAAUGGGUGCAUGGUUUAUGCGUACAAGAUGAUCUUCCACUUCAGAAGAGCUUUGAAGAAAAUUUUCGACAGAGAAUGUCUUUUUAAAGACAAAGAGCAAUGUAAGUGAUAAUAGGCCAGUGCAAUUAAGGAAUUGUUAAUUGUAGAAUAAACUUUGCAUCAUCAUCAAAACUUUAGUAGUUAAGGCUACCUCACUAUCUUUUGGCAGUGUGUCACUUAAUGAGCUGGGGCACAACACGACACCAUGUCCUUGUGACAAGUGACAUUUUCUGUUUCUCAGCUGUAUCCAGUUCUUGUUUCAACCACUGCUUCGAAAAGCCAAAGCUUAGCAGAUAUAUUUAUUUUAUACUUUUUUUAAAGGUGGCUGCGGGAGGCUGGAACACUGGGGAUGGAAAGCAGGGGCAUACAGGCACGUAUGGUGCUCUUCAUUACCUUAGUGUAUAGUAUCAUCACAAACUGGGGGGGGGGGUGCACAAGGUGAUAUCUCUAAAGCAAAGGCUGUGAAUUUGCUUUGCGAUGUACCUAUGCUAUGUUUUCUGAUUACAAUCGAGUUUUGUUUUCUUAUGCCUAAAAAAAAAUCAAUAACAUUGUCUUCCAUGUAAGUUUGCUAGCUGUGUAACGUGGAAAUUCAUUUAGUCUGCACACAUUGUGUUAAAUAUGGUAAAACUUUACGUAAAAAAAAUAUAAAAUGCGUCAAGCAGGGUAUGCUGCUUCUGAGCAGUGUUUCCUCUUAAUAAAAUACCAUCAAUAUACUUUGGAUGAGAGUAGCUUUGUUUCUAUUUUCUCAGAAAUAUAAUGCAAUAAUAUUUGACAAAAAAAUCUUUUGAAAGUGUGAGCAAUUUCGUAAAAAAAUGCGUUUUAAGGACUGGUUCGGUUGUAUAAAGAGUGGCAGCUGGUGUACAGUGGUAUACACUGACCUUGCAGGGGGUGUGCAUAUCAGGUGUGCAUUCAAAUUGUAUAUAUUGCAGUACUACAAAAAACUUGAGAUAAUCUUGAAAAUACCCCUGGAGAAAAUAUUGCCAAAUUGUUCCUGUCUCUUUUACGCAAGGCUAUGUAACCCCGUUUGCACUUUUCCUUCCUGGGCUGUACACCAGUGAUUGCUUGCGUUUCCAUUUUUGCAAAAUAGAGGGACAUUAAAAGCUUAUAUACCAAACACUAAAAUGUUUGCAUGCAAAUAUUUUACUUGUUUCCUUUAUUGUUAUUUAGGCAAUUAAGUAGCCUUGCCAAACAAUUCAGUGUAUAAUUUGUUUAGAGACAUUAGGGAUGGGGGGGAGGGAGGGAGGGAGGCAGGUGUUAGUGUAUUCAAAUAAAACAUUUAAAAAAUAAUUACUGCCAAUACUCAGGUUGUGGGGAGGGGAUAAUCACCUCUGGAACUGUUUUAUUACACUAUGGUAUUUCUCAUUUUUAAAAAAAUUCAUGGUCAAGUCAAGCAUUAUUAAACAAAUUAUCUUACACACAUUCUUAUUUUUGGUUGUUGUAGCUUUGAAACAAUUAGACUUUUCCCCAGGAUUUUUUAUAUAUAAAGCCACUAAUACAAGGACUGGAAAAAAACAUGCAGUUUGGGCAGUGUUUACACCUUUAUUACCUGGCACGCCCCUCAUUGGUUACACAGCUGUACAAACAUUGUAAAUGCUCAUCCGCUGUAUGUGUGCGCCUCAACCAACGCUUUGUAUAGUCCACGGAUUAAUUUACAACUUGGUGAUAAUUUGUGUUAUUCAAAUUUUAAAGUGUAUCUAAAACUUUUGAUAAAUGUAGUUCUGGCAUGUUUUCUGACAAACUAAUGUGCAGAUGUAUUGAUCUUUUAUUGUGAAUAAAGUUUAAAAAAAAUUC
Petromyzon marinus (sea lamprey) is the source of this 6774-nucleotide messenger RNA. Its product is annotated as serine/threonine-protein phosphatase 6 regulatory subunit 3-like. The record is from RefSeq and is a predicted model, not a curated record. Gene Ontology annotation, molecular function: protein phosphatase regulator activity; protein phosphatase binding. NCBI's taxonomy places the organism in Eukaryota, Metazoa, Chordata, Hyperoartia, Petromyzontiformes, Petromyzontidae. Gene Ontology annotation, cellular component: nucleus; cytosol.